This is a messenger RNA of Saccostrea cuccullata (small rock oyster), 2211 nucleotides long. RefSeq names its product citrate synthase, mitochondrial-like. Lineage: Eukaryota; Metazoa; Mollusca; Bivalvia; Ostreida; Ostreidae. Gene Ontology annotation, cellular component: mitochondrial matrix. Gene Ontology annotation, biological process: carbohydrate metabolic process; tricarboxylic acid cycle; citrate metabolic process. The record is from RefSeq and is a predicted model, not a curated record.
UGGGUCGGGAUCGAAGAUACUUGAAGUCACGUGACUAUGACGUCACAGUAGUGGACUCGACCUUGGUUAGGAUCCGUGAAACAGAAACUAUGUCGAUGUUUCGGACCUUGUCAUCACAUCUGCUGAGGCAGCAAAAGUGUGUGCAUCCAGCCUGCUUUUAUGGAACACAAUCUUCAUCUACAUCCACAAAUCUAAAGGAGGUGUUAACAGUCAAAAUCCCAGAGAAACAACAGGAAGUGAUCGCAUUCCGUAAAGAGUAUGGGAAAACCAAGGUCGGAGAAGUCACGGUGGACAUGAUGUAUGGUGGUAUGAGGGGUAUCCGCGGCCUUGUCACAGAAACAUCUGUCCUUGACCCGGAUGAGGGAAUCCGUUUCCGUGGUUACAGUAUCCCAGAAUGCCAGAAGCUACUGCCCAUGGCUAAGGGAGGAGAGCAGCCGUUACCUGAGGGGUUGUUCUGGCUCCUGGUGACCGGAGACAUUCCUACACAGCAACAGGUGGACGCCAUAACCAAGGAGUGGAAUGAACGCUCCCCCCUCCCUAACCACGUCAUCACAAUGCUGAAUAACUUCCCUCACAAUCUUCACCCGAUGACCCAGUUCAGUGCCGCCAUCACAGUCCUCAACAGCGAGAGUAAAUUCGCCAAGGCUUACUCAGAAGGAGUCAACAAACUCAAAUACUGGGAGUACGCCUAUGAGGAUGCCAUGGAUCUGAUAGCCAGACUUCCCACCAUUGCCGCCAUUAUCUACAGGAAUCUGUAUCGCGCCGGUACCUCAGUCGGAGUCGUAGACAUGGACAAAGACUGGAGCUACAACUUCACAAGCAUGCUGGGAUACGAUGACCCAAAUUUCACCGAGCUCAUGAGACUGUACCUCACCAUUCACAGUGACCAUGAGGGCGGUAACGUCAGCGCCCACACAACUCACCUGAUCGCUAGCGCCCUCUCUGACCCAUACAUCAGCUUCGCAGGGGGAAUGAACGGUCUGGCCGGGCCACUUCACGGUCUAGCCAAUCAGGAAGUGCUAGUCUGGUUGACACAGGUGCAGCAGGAGCUGGGAGAUUCUGUGUCAGAUGAGAAACUGAGAGACUUCGUGUGGAACACCCUCCAGUCAGGAAAGGUUGUCCCUGGAUACGGCCCCGUCUACACGUGUCAGAGAGAGUUCGCCCUGGAGAAGCUCCCUAACGACCCCAUGUUUAAAUUAGUGUCUCAGCUUUACAAGAUUGUCCCGGAUGUUUUAUUGGAGCAAGGCAAGGCAAAGAACCCCUGGCCAAACGUAGACGCCCACAGUGGGGUGUUAUUACAGCACUACAAAAUGACAGAGAUGAAUUAUUACACGGUUUUGUUUGGCGUUUCGCGAGCUCUCGGCUGUAUGGCCUCGUUGAUCUGGGACCGCGCCCUGGGACUCCCCAUCGAGAGACCAAAGUCAUUUGACACCCCAACCCUGAAAAAACUAGCCAUCCAAGCCAGCAAAGGAUAGGAUCUAAUUAAAUAAUUAACUCUUUAUUUGUUAAUUAACUAUUAUUAUUGAUUAUUGAUUUUUUUAGAGGAGUGGGGGGGGAGAUUGUGUGAACAUCUGGUGUAUAUGUUUUUGUUAUGUUUUAAGUUUCUGAGGGUAUAUUACAAAGCUACCAAUAUUAUAAUUAUUUAAUAAAAGAAUCAGGGGAUGUUCUAAUAUUACCAAAUUAAAGGAAUCUCCCGUACUUCAUGUGACUAAAGGAUUUUUUGUGCUCUUUGUCAAACUUUCUCCAGUGUACAUAACCAAAUAUUAGAUUCUGCUGGAGUCGUGUGUAAGAAUGCUGAGCCAGUGAUAUAAGAUAUGGACACAACCAUUAUAAAUCUGUUGUACAUUUUACUAUAUAACUAACUUUAUAACAAGAUACAUCCUGUAGAAUGAGUGACCCUCGUGAUGUUUGUUAGGUAUCCAUGUUGAACAAGAGUUUACUUUUGAAAGUCAGUAAAUGAUGUCUUUUUGUUAAUACUUGGUUCAUUUACUUAAUGCAAAAAUAAUUUGCAUAUCAUGAAUAUUUAAAUAUUGCUAGAUCUCAGGAAGAGGAGAAGAAUCAAUGUCCUUUAGAUGGAUCUUAAAAUUUGAAUAUUCAUAAUAUGUUAAUGUGCAGUCAUUGAUAAUUUGCUUUGUGUAGUUUAUCAUCUUGUAGCAGAGCAACAUUUUGUAUCUUACAUGCACCAAUUAAACAGUCUCAGCUUUGUUUUAA